CUUUCUAACGGAAUUCGCUCGAUGCAAAUUCCGCUCGCAACUUUCAUAUUGGAAAUAAUUCUAACUUUCGUUUCGUUCUUUCUAGCGGAAUUGCUCGAUGCAAAUUAUGCUCGCAACUUUCGCAUUGCAAAUAAUUCAAACUUUCGUUUCGUGCUCUCUAAGUUAUUCUGCUGGUCAGCAAGAUCCUUUUCGUAGGAGGUAUUCUGCUCGUCAGAGAGAUCCUGCUCGCCGGAUAUAUUCUGCUCGUCGGCGAGGUCCUUCUCGUCGAAGGUAUUAUGCUCGUCGGAGAGAUCCUGCUCGUCGGAUAUCUCCUUCUCGUUUAAGUUAUUCUGCUCGUCGGCGAGAUCCUGCUGGUCGAAGGUAUGUUGCUCGUCGGAUAUCUUUUGCUCGUCUAAGUUAUUCUGCUCGUUAGAGGUAUUCUGCUCGUCGGAGAGAUCCUGCUCGUCGGAUAUCUCCUGCUCGUCGGCGAGAUCCUGCUCGUCGAAGGUAUGCUGCUCGUCGGAGAGAUCCUGCUCGUCGGAAAUCUCUUGCUCGUCGGCGAGAUCUUGCUCGUCGGGGAGAUACAGCUCGUCGGCGAGAUCUUGCUCGUCGGCGUGAUACUGCUCGUCAAAGAGAUCCUGCUCGUCGGAUAUCUCUUGCUCAUCGGCGAGAUCCUGCUCGUCGGAGUAUGUUGCUCGUCAAAGAGAUCCUGCUCGUCGGAUAUCUCUUGCUCGUCGGCGAGAUCCUGUUCGUCGAAGGUAUGUUGCUCGUCAAAUAUCUCUUGCUCGUCAGGGAGAUCCUGCUCGUCGGCGAGAUACUGCUCGUCGGAUAUCCUCAGCUCGUCUGAUACCUCCUGUUCAUCGGCGAGAUCCUGCUCGUCGGAGGUAUGCUGUUCGUCAAAGAGAUCCUGCUCGUCGGAUAUCUCUUGCUCGUCGGCGAGAUCCUGCUCGUCGAAGGUAUGCUGCUCGUCGGAGAGAUCCUGCUCGUCGGAAAUCUCUUGCUCGUCGGCGAGAUCUUGCUCGUCGGAUUUUUCGAAGCUCGCCUGCUCACCUGCUCGUCGGCGAGAUCUUGCUCGUCGGCGAGAUACUGCUUGUCGGAUAUCUCCAGCUCGUCCGGGAGAUCCUGCUCGUCGGCGAGAUACUGCUCGUCGGAUAUCCUCAGCUCGUCUGAUACCUCCUGCUCAUCGGCGAGAUCCUGCUCGUCGGAGGUAUGCUGUUCGUCAAAGAGAUCCUGCUCGUCGGAUAUCUCUUGCUCGUCGGCGAGAUCCUGCUCGUCGAAGGUAUGCUGUUCGUCAAAGAGAUCCUGCUCGUCGGAUAUCUCUUGCUCGUCGGCGAGAUCUUGCUCGUCGAAUUUUUCGAAGCUCGCCUGCUCACCCGCUCGUCGGCGAGAUACUGCUUGUCGGAUAUCUCCAGCUCGUCCAGGAGAUCCUGCUCGUCGGAGGUAUGCUGUUCGUCAAAGAGAUCCUGCUCGUCGGAUAUCUCUUGCUCGUCGGCGAGAUCCUGCUCGUCGAAGGUAUGUUGCUCGUCGGAGAGAUCCUGCUCGUCAGAUAUCUCUUGCUCGUCGGCGAGAUCCUGCUCGUCGAAGGUAUGUUGCUCGUCGGAGACACCCUGCUCGUCAGGAUAUCUCUUGCUUGUCGGCGAGAUCCUGCUCGUCGGGAUUUUUCGAAGCUCGUCUGCUCACCCGCUCGUCGGCGAGAUCUUUGCUCGUCGGCGAGAUACUUGCUUGUCGGAUAUCUCUAG
Erythranthe guttata (spotted monkey flower) is the source of this 1718-nucleotide messenger RNA. The record is from RefSeq and is a predicted model, not a curated record. NCBI's taxonomy places the organism in Eukaryota, Viridiplantae, Streptophyta, Magnoliopsida, Lamiales, Phrymaceae.